Messenger RNA from Plenodomus lingam JN3, 897 nucleotides. RefSeq lists its product as uncharacterized. NCBI's taxonomy places the organism in Eukaryota, Fungi, Ascomycota, Dothideomycetes, Pleosporales, Leptosphaeriaceae. The record is from RefSeq and is a predicted model, not a curated record.
AUGGUGGACCUUUUUCCCUAUGCACUGAAUUACGACAUUCUGAGCACUCUGUGCAAUCAAGCAAGUAAUAUCACUCGUACCGAAUUGCAACAAGAACUACGACGCCGUGGUUGCAUUCCAGAAGGUACCAUCGACGAACUUAGUGAGGGACUACAAGAGGAUGAUGAACCAAGAGGCUCUUGUGCAACGACAGUGACCACAGAGGAUGUCGGCUAUUAUAUACCACAAUCGCUCAAUCUGCCACGACCAGCGGAAUUCGAGCAACUAGCACUGGUUGGAUCGCUAAUUAAUCAAAGAAUCAUAUACUGGACGCUGGGGACAUUCUCCCCGAGCUUGCAGCUUUUUUUCGAAUCUGGCCUCUCAUGCAUGAUUGAUGCGGGCCGUGCGACCGAUGCGAUGGUAGGCUUAGACGAGGAUCUUCGUCUCCAGCUCGAGAAUUAUACUCAUGAGGAAAACGGGCGUAUCAUCAAGACUCCUAUGCCGAAAAAGUUCGAGUAUGCAGCAAAGGGUUUGGUCAUCCGAGAAGCAGUCAUCGCACGUCGAACGAGCGCUGCAAUCAAGUUUCAUCAUCCCAGUGACCCGUUGCACGUACCUUCCUCAAUAUCGAAUAGCGCAUUGGCAUCUAUCGUGCAUGAACAGCAUACCGUUGUUGGCCUGCGGGUGGAUGGUAUGAGUAGAAUGGCCUACGUGUGGGCCAAGGUCGGCUCAUUGUCCAAGGGUCGAGACGCGACGUGGGCUGGUGUGGGGAUAUCAGGUAUCAGAAACGAUAUCCCAGUCCCUUUCCUUGGUCAUCCAGGAGAGUGCAUGAGGCCUGGUAGUGAGGCGACGUUGGUUGUCAAGGAGAGUUUGAUCAGCAUUGAUGUGCUGACGAACGCGCGGGAAAGAGCCAGCUCCUGA